Molecule: messenger RNA, 600 nt
Organism: Caenorhabditis elegans
Lineage: Eukaryota; Metazoa; Nematoda; Chromadorea; Rhabditida; Rhabditidae
Gene: F36A2.7
Product: Cytochrome c oxidase subunit 4
Exons: 4
Coding region: 2-505 (167 amino acids)
Source: RefSeq, marked reviewed
AAUGUCUCUCUCACUCUUGACCCCUCGCCUGGUCACCAAAAACACCAUUGCUCGCAUUGUUCUUGUCAGAAAUGCCUCUUCUGGACUGACCCUCAAGCACGAACAAACAAUCAAAAUUAACGACCAGCAAGGAUUCUUCAAAUACCAGCGCGACGUUUCCCGUGAUACUCGUUACUCAAACCCAGCCAAGCCAGGAGAUACUGCUGCCAGAUUCAUGUUCCGCAAGCUCGGACACGCCUACGAGAUCUACCCACUCUUCGGACUCCUCGCCAUUUGGUGCGUCCUUUUCGGAUACACUGUAUGGUAUUCUUUCGAGAAGGCCGAAAUCUGGCUUGACAGAAGCCACACAGUUGCUCCAUGGGACUGGGAAAGAAUUCGCAACAAUUACUGGAAGAAACCAACUUUGGUCUUUGACCCAACUGGAGUCACCCACCAAAGACUCGAGAUCUUGGAAACUCUUCAAGACGAGAUGGUCGCCGCCGCCAAGGAGAGAGGAACCAGAUAAAUCAGCUCAUGUUUCUAGUGAUUCUCCCUUCUAAAUUUUUGCGUUGUAGUAUCUUUUUGAUCGACUUCCCACGACUGAAUAAACACUUCGUGAAC